Molecule: messenger RNA, 4428 nt
Organism: Limanda limanda (common dab)
Lineage: Eukaryota; Metazoa; Chordata; Actinopteri; Pleuronectiformes; Pleuronectidae
Product: arf-GAP with coiled-coil, ANK repeat and PH domain-containing protein 2-like
Exons: 23
Coding region: 337-2736 (799 amino acids)
Cellular component (GO): cytoplasm
Molecular function (GO): GTPase activator activity; protein binding
Source: RefSeq, a predicted model, not a curated record
UACACUGGCUGCUCGGCUCUGACCGGAGCAGCUACCGGGCGACUCUCUCCUGUCUUCACCGCGGACCGCUGCGUCUCUCACGGUCGAGUCCGGUUCGUCCUCGGGGAAUCUCAGUCCUCCACCACCCGUUGUUUGUGGUCGCGUCCCCGGCAGCUGCUCAGCCCAGAGGCUCGCUGGCUAGCGGAGCGGCGGCAGACAGGAGGCAGCAGCAGGUCGGACCGAUGCGCAGGGGACGUUAGCAACAAGCUAAUUAGCCCGAAGGACCGAGCCUGGAUUACUGUUCUUAAUCAGAGAGGAACCGAGCGAGUCCGCGGAGACGCUCACUGCGGCAGCAACAUGAAGAUCACGGUGGAAUUCGAGGAGUGUUUGAAGGACUCCCCGCGGUUCAGAGCCACCAUAGAGGAAGUAGAGGGGGAUGUGUGUGAGUUGGAAUCCAAGCUGGACAAAUUGGUGAAGUUGUGCAUUGGGAUGAUCGAUGCUGGAAAAGCCUACAACGCAGCCAACAAGCAGUUUGUUAAUGGGAUCCGAGAAUUAGCCCAGUCGUCCACCAGAGACGAGGUUAUCGAGUCCAGUCUGACAAAGUUUGCAGAGAGCCUUCAGGAGAUGAUCAACUAUCACACGAUAUUAUUUGAUCAAGCCCAGAGAUCAAUCAAGACCCAGCUUCAAACUUUUGUCAAAGAUGACCUGCGUAAGUUCAAAGAAGCCAAGAAGCAGUUUGAUAAAGUUAGCGAUGAAAAGGAGGCAGCGCUGAUAAAGAACGCCCAGGCGCCCCGCAACAAGCAGCAUGAGGUGGAGGAGGCCACCAACAUCCUCACGGCCACACGCAAGUGCUUCCGACACAUCGUGCUCGACUACGUCUUACAGAUCAAUGUGCUGCAAUCCAAGAGAAGAUCAGAAAUCCUGAAAUCAAUGCUGUCCUUCAUGUACGCCCACUUGACCUUCUUUCACCAAGGAUAUGACCUCUUCAGUGAACUACAACCUCUUAUGAAACACCUUGGAGGACAGUUGGACCAGCUGGUGGUGGAUGCUGCCAAAGAGAAGAGAGACAUGGAGCAGAAACACUCCACCAUCCAGCAAAAGGACUUCUCGAAUGAUGACACCAAGCUGGAAUACAAUGUGGACGCAGACAACGGCAUCGCCAUGGAGGGUUAUCUUUUUAAGAGGGCCAGCAAUGCCUUCAAGACAUGGAAUAGGCGUUGGUUCUCCAUCCAAAACAAUCAACUGGUUUACCAAAAGAAAUUUAAGGACAACCCCACAGUGGUGGUAGAGGACCUCCGGCUAUGUACUGUCAAACACUGUGAAGACAUAGAGCGUCGCUUCUGUUUCGAAGUGGUGUCACCCACCAAGAGCUGUAUGAUGCAGGCAGACUCAGAGAAGCUGCGACAGGCCUGGAUCAAAGCUGUCCAGAACAGCAUCGCCACCGCCUUCCGCGACAAGGGAGAUGAAGGCGAGAAGCUGGACAGGAAAUCGUCCACAUCGACAGGGAGUCUUGACUCUGGUGGGGAGCCAAAGGAGCGGUCGCUGAAAGGAGAGAGUGCCCUGCAGAAGGUCCUGGCCAUCCCGGGAAACACCUGCUGCUGUGACUGUGGCCAGCCUGACCCUCGCUGGGCCAGCAUCAAUCUGGGCAUCACCCUCUGCAUACAGUGCUCUGGUAUUCACAGGAGUCUUGGAGUUCAUCUCUCAAAAGUCCGGUCUCUGACAUUGGACAUGUGGGAACCUGAACUUCUUAAGUUGAUGUGUGAAUUGGGAAACGGAGUGAUUAACCAGAUCUAUGAAGCUCGGCGAGAGGAGCUAGGAGCCAGAAAACCACAGCCAGGAGACCCGAGACACGAGGUUGAGGCCUACAUCAAAGCCAAAUACGUGGACCGUCGGUUUGUGCGCCGCCCGUCAGACGAGGAGCUUCGCAACAAAGUGGUUUCUCUGAGCAAACAGGAGAAGAGGCUGAGCAGCAGCUCCGAGCACCUGCCCCCACGGCCACCUCCACCUACCCCCAAACUCCGAGCGGCUUCAAACACCUCUGGACAAACGGUUAAAAGUGCAGACAGCGGCAUCCAAAACAGUGCAGAUGGAAGCAGGGAGAUGCUGGUCAACACCCCGUCCAAUAACAGCCUGACAGAUGCAGAUGCUGCUGAGCCUCCGCCCAUGGCCAUGCCUGACAAGCUGCCGCCUCCGUCACCCUGUAAAGAGAUGGUGUUCUAUGAACCCAAGGAGUACAGCCAAGGUCUGCAGCUGUACUGGGCUUCAUGUGCCCGCAGUCUGCCCGACAUGGCGGAAGCACUGGCCCACGGAGCCGAAGUAAACUGGGUCAAUACUGAGGAAGACAAGAGGACGCCGCUUAUCAUGGCGGUGCAGGGGGGGUCACUGGUCGCCUGUGAGUUUUUGCUUCAAAAUGCAGCGAGUGUGAACCAGCAGGACGCUCAGGGCCGGGCUCCCCUGCACCACGCCACCAUGCUGGGACACACAGGACAAGUGUGUUUGUUCCUAAAAAGAGGAGCGAAUCAAAAUGCUGCAGACAUUGACGAGAAAACCCCACUGACCAUAGCGGUGGAUGCGGCCAACGCAGACAUUGUUACACUGCUGCGACUGGCAAAGAUGAACGAGGAGAUGCGAGAGGCGGAGGGGCCCUACAGCCAGUCAGGUGAUGAAACCUACCAGGACAUUUUCCAGGACUUCACCCAAAUGGCCUCCAACGACCCGGACAAGCUGAAGCGCUACCAGCAGUACGACCCGCAGUGACCCUGACGCUGCAGAAUCUCCGUCCAGUAGCACUUGGAGAGACACUGUCCCCGACCUGGGAGAGACGCAGCAUCCAAACCCCCGCCUCCGCCCGGAAGGUCCCCUGCUCAUUAUUCCUCCCAUCAUUCAGAAACAUCUGCCCUAAAGCCGGUUAGUGCCACCGCAGCUGGACACGUCAGCACGUCUCACAUGGCCGACACUCUUUCAUCACAUCAAUCUGACAGGUUGCUGUGAUCACAUCACUGAAGAGACGGGUAAACUUCUGUGAGAGGAAAAGCUCCCUGUUUUUAAACUGUGCUUCUCAGUAGAGGACCUAUUACAACUAGUGAAUGGUACAGUGUUAAAGCCUUUGGAAGGAUCGCAGUAAUUAAAGAAACAUUUUUUAACUCGGUCUGAAUGUAGAGCGCUGACGAGGCUCAGUUUAAUACCUCCUGUAACACUUCCUCUCACACUUCCUGUCACACUUCCUGACAAAAGACAACUUCUUUUUUUUAAUACGUUUAAAAAAAGAAGUGUGUAUCAUCAGAUGUACAAAGAGGUAAGAGCAUGACAGAUUGUUAAAUAGGAUUCUCCUUAUGAGUAAAGGCAUCUUUUUUUUAUAUCAAACUUUCCUUAUGUGAACUCAGCUGUGUAUCCAUGGCAACACGCUUCCACCUAUUUGCACAAAUCCCUUUGUCUUAAAACGCCACCAAUGUUUACCAGUUUGACAUGUUGUAAACUGUACAGUGAUUAUAGAGGUAAACAUGUUAUUGAUUUAUUUUAAUGUUAAAUAUAAUUUUUUUUUUUUUAAUGGUUUUUAUUUUUCAACGUUUCUUUCUGAAUGAUUUCAAUUUCUGUCUCGUUGUCAGAAGCUGUUUUAUCUUUAUUUGUAGAUUUUAAUGCAGACAAUUGAUUCCCAUUGAUUUUUAGAAAUCUGGUCAAAUUAAAUUUUUAACAGGUUCAUCAUUUUAUAAUAAUUACAGGAAAUGUAGGAUUUUUGUUGAAAGAACAACUUCAUCUAAACUCAAAUAAGUGUCAUUAAGUGAAGUAAUAAUUAGAAAUUGUAUAAUUUGAACAAAAAAUUUAAAGAAAGUUAUCCUUUGAUCUGGCUUGUGGAUGCAUUUGUGAUAAAUGCAAAUAUUUUGUUAACAAAUAACCUUGUGUUUCCUGUAACUGUUUAACUAUAUUUGCCUUUUAUUUUGAAAUCUGAUGUUUAAGCCGCAUUGUGUGAUUUCAUGGGUUGAGCUGUUAAAACCAAAUUUACAUUUUAAGACUCAGAUCAGAUGCCUUCUUCCAAAAUGUUUAAACUCAGAAAUGAAUUCUGUAAAUGUCAUAAUAGAUGCUCUGCUCUGUAAUUUAGGACUAAUUGUUUUUUCUUGGUCAGCCUUAUUUGAAACUGUACAAUCUUUAAACAUUGAUAGUUUAUAGCAGGAUGUGACGUCAGUUCCUGAGGAAAUCUUUGUCCAAUGAUGCAACAUGGGAUACAACUCUUGUACAUUUUGUACAGAUGCUUUUGAAUUCUGCAUUGAACUGAAGUAUAAAGUUAGAGGUACUUGAAUCAUUCAAAUAAGAUAUUGUAUAUGCUGUUCUUUGUAUCCUUCAGUCAUUUAGCCCAUUUUAUAUUGCCUGUCUGUAAACCAUUAUACAUGAACUGUGUAUUCUACCUGUAAUAUGUAAGAACUUCAAUACAUAGACUGAGGAUUCACCAAUGAA